Messenger RNA from Diatraea saccharalis (sugarcane borer), 2685 nucleotides. NCBI's taxonomy places the organism in Eukaryota, Metazoa, Arthropoda, Insecta, Lepidoptera, Crambidae. The record is from the annotation of a GenBank genome assembly.
GCUUAGAUUUGGUGACUUGGUGUUGGCAUGUGAAUUAUCUUGUUAAAAGACGUAAUUUUGUGGAUAAUAAUAGAAACACCUCAAAAUAACUUCUAACGAUGUCGGAUAAAAAGCGCUUACUGAAUGACCUUAGAGUUAUCGACUUGCGGGCUGAACUAGAAAAGCGUAACCUAGACAAAAGUGGCGUCCGCGGCGUACUGAUACAACGUUUAUCAAAGCAUUUACAAGAAGAGGGUCUCGAUCCAGAGACUUUCAAUUUUGAAGUGAACACAGAACUCAAAACGCCGUCUAAAAGAACACGGCGAUCUGCAAGUGCCGCAGAACACGAAACAGAAGAGGCCCCGAUAAUGGAAGAUAUGAUUGUUCAGGACGAUGCUGGCGAAGAAGAAGCAACAGAAACUAAAGAAGAGCAACAAGGAAAUACUGGAGCUCAAAUGGAAGUAGAUGAUAAAAUCAACAGAAAGAGAGAAAGCGAAGAAGACACCGAAGCUAGUGAACCAAAAAAGCCGUGUCUUGAAAACGACUCUAAAGAAGAAGAUCAAAAAGUUGAGAAUAACACUGAUGCAGAAGACAGCAUUAAUUUAGACCUUGGUGAAGAUGAACUACUCAAUGAAGAGACUGACAAUACUGAGAAGAAUGAAAAUAAAGAUGACGAGGUGCACGAAGACGCAGCCGAGACUACUGGUGACGACCCGGCAGCCAGUGACGCCGCCGCAGAUCCUGACUCCGCCUCGACCACCGACCAUCAACAAGUAAACGCCGAAGCCUCCGCCACUAGCAAUGAUGGGGAAAAGACUGAACAAGAACAAAAAGACGAAAAAGACAAGGAAGUUGAAGGUGAUAAAAAGGAAAAGAAGGAGGAUGUUAGCAAAGAGGGUGGUGCCCGUAACCUUUGGGUUAGUGGACUAUCAGGGGACACUCGUGCUAAAGAUUUAAAGCAGUUGUGCAGUAAACAUGGCAAGGUAAUUGGAGCAAAAGUAGUAACAAAUGCUAGGACUCCAGGAUCUAGAUGUUAUGGCUACGUUACAAUGGCAAGUGCUCAAGAUGCAGAGAAUUGUAUAAAAAACUUGCAUCGAACAGAACUCCAUGGUCGCAUGAUAUCUGUGGAAAAAGCCAAAUCUGAAUCGGAAUCGUCGUCUCGACGACAGCCUUCAAGAGCGGAGCGUCGUCCAAGCAAAGAACGUAAGGAAGAAGGUAAAGAAAAUGAGGAAAAUAAAGAAGGAAUUGAGACCAGUGGUGAAAACAUAAAGAAAGAGAAAGAUGAUGAAGUAUCUGGCGCAGAAAGUACAAGGUCCACAUCGCGGACUCGUGAGAAAUCGCAUCGUUCAGAUAAGGAUAAAGCACGGCGCAGUACCAGGAGCCAUGAACGCAAAAGGUCACCAAGAGAAGUACUAUCAUUCUCUAAAAUAUGGAAGGAACGCGACGUUGCACGUGCUCGGGAACGUUCCCGUGCCGCUAGAGAGGAGGAGCGCAGACGGCGGGCCGCCGAGGACGCGCUGCGGGAACGUGAGCGCCGCCAGCGACAGGAGAAACAUCGUCUCGCCAUUGAGCGGGAGAAGCUGCGCGCUGAGAGGGAAAAAAUUGAACGAGAAAAGAAUGAACUACUGCGCUUAGAGAGGGAACGGCAUAGAUUGGAACGUGAGAAACUGGAAUUGGAGAGAUUAGAACUGAAGAGAGCUCAGUUAAGAUUGGAAGAGGAGCGUCGCAAACGUGGCUAUGAAAGUGGCGCCGCGUAUCGCAAGCCCGCCUCUAGUCCACCGCCGGAACCGGCGUAUGAACGAGAGAGACACAAGCGACCUCCGCCACCGCCCAUGUCGUCGAGUCGUGGACAGUUUGAGGCACCGCCGCCGCCGCGGUUUGAGAUGGCGGCGGGAUACGAUCGCGGCGCGGACAAACGCGAACGCGACUACAAACGCGAUUACCCGAGACAUGUUUCCUCUGGAAACAUGAAAUAUCCUAGCAACGGCAGUGCCACUGACGAUUCGCGACAACCAAUGCCUCCAGGAACGAGAAUCAAAGAACCCAGUAGGUCAUACGAGUCGCGCGAUAGUCGUUCGUAUCGUCCGUCACCGCCCGGCAAGCCUGAGCCACGCGGCUGGACAGCCUCCAGUCGGUAUCCUGAUGCGACGGCACCAUCCAAAGGUAGCGGCGGCGGUGGUGGUAGCGGCGGCGGCGGCGGCGGUGGCGAGGGCUGGUCGGGCGAGGCGCGGUACGGCGGGUACGAGGCGCGCUACCCGCCGCAGUACCAGCCGCCGCCGCCCGGCGCCCCCUACCCGGACAGAUACGCGCCGCAGCCGCGCGACUACACGCGCAAGUACUAGCACCGCACGCCAUCGAUCUUCAAGGAAGCCAGUAGUGAAUAAUUUAAUAUUAUGAAGUUUGUCGAUUUGCUGGACCCAAUUUCUAUAUAACUGGUGUUACCAAUAUCUGAGUAAUAUCACAAUAAAUUUUCUUUAAAAAUAAUCAUUCCCCGCAAUGUAUCUGCAUUUGCUUCAGAAUUUUAUUUUUAAGGCAUCAUGAUGGUUUAGGAACCAAACAUGUGUAUAAUAUAUUUUUGACAUUAUAUAAUGUCUGAAAAUAAGGUGUUAUGUUAGUACUAUUGAGUAAGUUGACUUUAUGUAACAUAAUAUAGGUAGUACAUAGUUGUCUAUGAGUAUAAUAAAUAUGUAUGUAUUAGUGAAUUGU